CUUCAGCGUCGUCUGCUGCUCUGACGACGAGAACCACUUCUCUUCUUUCCCCUCCUAAAUUCUUUCCUCCACGUCGUCUGCGCUACUCAGACACACCAUUCCUUCGAGUCACUCGUGGCUGCGUUUAUCAAUAUUUUCACCGGAUCUCCUCCCGUAUCUACAUCGUGUUUCUUCACUCAACUCAAUGGCCUACUCCCCAGGGCCUCAAUCCCCCGGCGGCGGGCCUGCCUACCAUGGCAAUCUGACCUCACGCACUCGCUCGGCCAGUCCUCCCGGUGCAUCUGGGACUCUCUCCAAGAGAGAUAAACGUCGAACUGCCCUGCAGGAACGACUCCACGAUUUGACGGCUACUUUCUCCCAAAACCGCGACGCCCAGUUCCGACAGCAACUCCACUCCCUCCAGUGCGAUAUGACCCUCAUCAACAAUGCUGAUCCGUAUCAGGCUGGCCCGCUGCUAGACUCUUCUGAGGACAUUGCAAAUCUGAUUGAGGAGACCGUUGGUGGGGGGAAAUUCGCCAAGGAGAUGGCUAGCCUCUCCGGCACUUGGUACUCCAAGUUCGUUCAAGAGAUUAAUAACGUCAAGGAGCAAAAGGAUUCAGACCUGACACAGAUCAUGAACCGACACCAGAACAGCCUCGAACGACACCGUCGCGAGUACGAUUUCCGAGUCCACUUUGCCAAGGAAGAAUUCAACCAUCUUUCUGGCACAUUACGCGAGCGCCUUAUGCAAAGCAUUUCUAGCAAGCGGUCUCGCCUGAUGCGCGAGAAGGAGCAACUCGAUAUCGCCGAUACCAACGCCCUCCUCCUCCAUCCCAAUCAAUUCAGCAUCACCAACCCUGCCAGCCCUGGCGGUAUCCACGGGAAUCGCAAGACUCGUCACACCCGUCACCGGGUUGACCUAGACGAGCUGGGUAACGGCAUCGUCUCUGAGUUGAACAAGCGCAAGCGCAAGGCACCGGAGGAAGAGACUGGAUCGCCAGUACGGGAAGCCGGCGGCACCACACCGGCCGAGCGCUCUAAGGCAUACCUGGAGAAGCAGUCGGCGCCGACUUACUCCAUCCAAUCUCUCUUCACCGACAAGGAGCUCAGCGCACACUCCAACCAGGCCCACGUCGCGACCGUCCACUUCUUCUCUACAUCGAAGCGGGCCGAGCAGGGCGCUGGCGCCGUGACCAACGGCAACAACACCGAAACCGAGGAGACACCCGAUGGCACCGGCCACGAGGACAACGGGACCCCCAGUGCUGCCGAUAUGAUGCGCACUGCAAGCCAAAAUUUCCACGUUACCCGGUCGACCCGGGGCACGGCCGCUCACAGUGCUCUCAGCGCUCUGGCCGAUCUCGUCGAUAAAACCGCGACGCGCCCCGCCCUGCCCUACCACGUGCUCUCCAACUAUCACGCCCGGCCGAAUGGCAACGCGCCUCCGUUGACCUCUCUCCUGAACGAGGAGGUCGACGACGACCUGUCGAGAGUGGACCGGCUACAUAGCAGCAAGCCGGUGGGAUGGAUUGACUCCUCCCUUAUCGAUCUGGUCGUGGCGCCGUUGCCAUCCGAGCCUGUCAACGGGCACCCGCCCAACCCCGACCACUUCACCUCGCUGCACCCCGACUUCCCUUCGGUAGUCGGCAUGCAACUCCAGCCCGCACGACCUAACCUUGGUGCGGAGAUGUUCCCGUCUGUGGCUAUGGAGCGUGAGCGAAGCAGUAAGCGGACGCGCCAUCACUGAGGGUGGUCGCCUCAGUGGGGGUCGCGAUUCGUGGGGGGUUUGACGGUGUGGUAGUUGGAUGAGUGUAUGCUAGGGUAAGGACCGGGUUGUCUCUUGAGGUGUUCAUGCUGCUUCAGUUCGGCGUCUCUUUUCUCUCCCUUUGUUUUGAGUUCUCGUGGGGAGUUGGCUGCGUUUGGAGUGGUAUUUGGUGUUGGGGGUGGGUUUCAGAUUCUCAUGUUCUUUGUUCAUAUUCAUAUUUG
Molecule: messenger RNA, 1965 nt
Organism: Penicillium brasilianum
Lineage: Eukaryota; Fungi; Ascomycota; Eurotiomycetes; Eurotiales; Aspergillaceae
Source: the annotation of a GenBank genome assembly